GAUAUGUUAAGAAUGAUAAAUGAUUUUAUAUCUUGUUGAUAAUCUUUUAAAAAAUUUCUAACAAAUAUAUAAAGAAACAACAAGAAAUAAAAUCACAUCAUAGUAGCGAGGAAAAGAAUACGAUACGAGUAUUGUACGUCUUUACAUCGAAAAUGAAAGUAAUAUUAGGAGUAUUUGUAGCAAUAUUUGCUACAAUUUUCGUUUCCGCCGAAAUACCAACUAAAUGUCCGGAAGUAAAUGGAGAAGAUGUCGUUCUACUUCCGAAUCCAGAUGAUUGCUCAACUUUCUAUGAAUGCAACGAAGGAGUUCCAUUCUUAAUGGAAUGCAGUCCAGGACUUGAGUACAAUCCUGAACUAAGAGUGUGCGAUUAUCCAAAUCCCAAUGCAACUUGCAUACAUCGUCCUGAAAGUUCCACAAAAAAUCCUGAUUCUCAACAUCGGCCCUCAAGCUCAUCACCACGACCAUCAUCCAGUUCGAAACCACCACGACCAUCAUCCACUCCGAAACCACCACGACCAUCAUCCAGUCCGAAACCACCACGACCAUGCCGUCCAUCAAAACCACGUCCAUGCAGACCAUCACGUCCAUCAAAACCAUGCAGACCAUCACGUCCAUCAAAACCAUGCAGUCCAUCCCCCUCUGUACCACCAUUCUAUCCUAGCUCAUAUUUUUCUCCUAAUUGGUGGCCUCUUCCACGAGAAUAUUAUGAAAACAUAUUAAAUGAAGAAUAUGAAAAUGAAGAAUAUGAAAAUGAAGAAUAUGAUUAUGAUUCAGAUGAAGAGUAAUCUUGGCACAACUUGUUAAUGUUAUAUUGAAAUUGAAAUUAAUCUACAAUAUAUUAAAUGUAUUGUAAUUGAUAAUAUAAAAUGUAUUAAUUAAAUGUAAUAAAAAUUAAAUUGCAAAUUAUAAA
Molecule: messenger RNA, 910 nt
Organism: Apis cerana (Asiatic honeybee)
Lineage: Eukaryota; Metazoa; Arthropoda; Insecta; Hymenoptera; Apidae
Cellular component (GO): extracellular region
Molecular function (GO): chitin binding
Source: RefSeq, a predicted model, not a curated record